Aureobasidium musti is the source of this 783-nucleotide messenger RNA. The record is from the annotation of a GenBank genome assembly. Lineage: Eukaryota; Fungi; Ascomycota; Dothideomycetes; Dothideales; Saccotheciaceae.
AUCUCUGGUGUGGCCUCGCAUCAGAGCACUCUUUCAAGAAGGAUUCUCGGAAUUUCUGGGAAGCAUGAUUCUUACCCUGAUAUAUCAUGGAACCCUCGCUCAAACCACCCUUGGAGUCAGUGUUCAGUCAGCACCUGGAGGAACAAGCUACGGAUCGUAUCAAUCUCUACCAUGGGGCGUUGNGCNACCGGAGUUAUGCUUGGUAUCUACGUCGCAGGUGACUCAGGAUCUUACCUCAAUCCAGCCUUGACCGUGUCCAACGCCAUCUGGCGUGGACUUCCNUUUCGAUCAGUCCCUAUCCUUAUCAUUUCUCAGUUCCUCGGCUGCUUCGUUGGAGCAGGCUUGGUCUAUGCGAACUAUGUUUCUGCCAUCGAUUGGUAUGCUGGUGACGGGGUGAGGACGGUCCCGCCAACCGCAAUGGCAACUGCGCCAAUNUUUGCAACAUACCCUUCUUCAUUUGCACCCAAAGCUUCACAAGCCUUUUCCAUCAUCAUACCCUGCGCAGUCAUUAACAUUGUUACAUCGGCUCUGAAGGAUGACUACAACAAUGGCGUUUCGAAAGCUGGUGGAAACUUCUUUCCUCUGGCCAUGUUCUUUUUAUUCUACAGUAUUGCAAUCGCUUUUGGCUGGGAAACANNGGGUGCAGUCAAUCCAGCUCUCGACUUCAGUGGUCGUUUGAUGUCCAAUGCGGUUGGGUAUCCUAACACAGUCUGGUCUUCCGGCGGAUACUAUUUCUGGGUAAGCGAUAAUCCUCAGAGCAAUUCGAUAACACAGCUGACAUGA